Molecule: messenger RNA, 4714 nt
Organism: Lymnaea stagnalis (great pond snail)
Lineage: Eukaryota; Metazoa; Mollusca; Gastropoda; Lymnaeidae
Source: the annotation of a GenBank genome assembly
AGAAGAUGUGGUCAUCAUAUCAACAUCAGAAAUAAGAUUUGGAAAUGUGCGAUUCGAACUUUUACUUGACAUCAAAAAAAUAUUAGUAGAUUAAGUAUGCCGGUAGUAUAAUUUGUAAAUCAGAACUCGAUAGGCUCUUGCCACCAACAUUCAUUACGAAGCAUGGGUAAGAAACGGGCUGGAGAGAGGACGGAGCUAAAUUGUGAACAUUCGGCAAGUAAAAAAAGGCGAGUUGUGAGUAAACUCAAAGGACCUUCAAAUCCAAGAUCCAUUUCUUGGACCAAACUACCCUACCUGGUGUUGGUGGAAAUUUACAGGAAUCUGUCAGAGAUUGAUAAGGUGGCCAUGGCACAGGUAGUUUCAUGUUAUCUUGGUUGUUGAAGGGGUACAGUGUUGGAGUGGUACUGGUGUUGACUAGAUGUUCACUAUUUGAAUAUCAUAUGUUACGACCUAACUUGCCGAUCUAGAGCUUAAAAAUUUGGACCUUGCAAUCUUUAGGGAAAUAUAUUAUACUUAAAAGCAGGUCUGCACAACUCAAAAUAUAAGGCGGGCCGUAAUACUUUAUGAAAACCUUGUGCGGGACAAAAGAAAAUAGGACAAGGGAAACGCUAUUAAGAAAAUAAUAAAAAUAAAGAAUAUUUCGUUACUUCGCGGGCCACAAAGUGGGUGCUAGCGGGCCGCAUGUGGCCCGCGAGCAGUAUGUUGUGCACGUCUGCUUAAAACGAUACUCCAAAACAACACUGCAUGAUUAACCACUUACUAGAGUUAUGUAACCGUUUAGUUGAACCAUAUUCUGAAGCUGAAACGCCAGCACUAGAGCCUGGUAACUCGGUGUGAACGGAACUCUACCCAUCAAGCUCUUACUCCAACAGGCUAGACAACAACAGGGGCCUGAACUGUCGGCAUUACACACUGGGAAUAACAACAAAAAACAGUUGUAGCAUAUGCCUGUUAACUUCGUGUCCCAGACUUGAGCUUGCGGAGGUUAUGACGAGUCAUGUAUCAAAAUGGGACCUGGCACAAGUAACCAGGUGUAACUAAUUGUCAAUGUAUUUGCCGGGGCCUCAUAGAUCAAAUGGCCCCUCACAGAAUAUGUUUGUUAGUUGGUAAAAUCAUGAAAUUAUUAUUUUUGGACAUAAACAUUUAUUUUAUUUUUUUAAACAAAGCUUUUCUAUAUCAGGUGAAAGGUUUAAAGCUGUUGUUGAUUAGGGCUCAUUAAAAAUAUUUAGUACCCACUACUGCUACAGCAGGCCAAAGACUUACUGUUUGUCCGAAUAUUGUUAGCAAAGGUUAAGAUGGGUCGCCAAACGUUAGGUGAACUAACGCCAAAACUAAUAUUGGAAAUAUAAAACGUUUCUUUUCAGUGCAGUUGGGUGAGUAGGCCGUAAAAUAUGCGGCCUCACAACAAUGCUCGACUUGACGCGAACUGCCUUGACCUUUUGUUCUCUACUGUCUGUAUUCUCGGAGAAUAUCAGCUUCGUUUAUUUUUUCAAUCUAGAAGUACUACUAUUUAAACUUCUUUUAUCCAUAAGCCAUAUAGAUUCAAUUUUCAGGUAUGUCCCGAAUGGUGGAAUGCGUUCAAAAGUCCAGUAUUGUGGCGCACCAAACAUUUCAUAUUUGGUGGACCAGAUGCCAAAAAUGCAGGUGACUGGAUUGAUGUGUUGUUGUUUUUUUUUUCUAAUAAUUAAUGAGAUAUGAUUUGAAGUCAAACUAUUUUCAACUUGUGUCUUUGGUGGAAUCAAUCAGUUUGAGUAUAUUUUGUUUUUCUGUCUGUGACUAUAAUUUUAAGAUUAUAUAGCUAAUCCAAGCUCGCGCCUGUCAAUGGUUUGAGAAUAAAUGUUGUGAUGUUUGAUAUUACAGUAAAUGAUGUUCACCCGAAAUAGUGCCAACAUGAGUGAACAAGGCGUGAGAUUGUGGAUGAUAAGCGAGAGGGUAUAUUAUGUAGAGAGCGUUGUGUCAUAGGCGAGAGAGUUUUUUCAUAGUCAUCGGGGUGUAUCAUAUUCAAGGUGAAGAUUGUUGUGUUUCUGAGUCUGUUGGACGCAUUGUGAAGUAUUAUUUAGUUUGCAUAAUAUCUCUUGUAUUUGGAGGUAAUGCUACAUGACUAGUCAAUAUGUGUUGAAUUUAAUGAACUUAUUGCAUUAUAGGAUGGAGUUAGAGUUGUAGUGCAUUGGGCUAAUUUAUAGGAUACGUUGCACUAGUUAGAGGCGAUUGGACAGAUCAGCCUUGUCGUCUGACAGUAAGAUUAGAUAGAUAGUCAACCCUGAGAUCUACGGCUCGUCGUCGCCCUAUUGUAGAUAGAAUAUCAAAUGAAUAGAAUGUUUCUUUACGACAGGUAAGCGAGCAGUUCAAUAUGCUGAAAUGCUGGGCUCCUAUCUCCAGGAAGUUAGCAUCUCAUGUCGUCACGUCACAUCAAAUACGUGCAACGUCAUCACAGAAACUCUCGAAGCUUUCGCCAAAUGUCUAAGCAACGCACGAUUGAGACACUUCCAAAUAGAAGACCUUGAGCUUGAUCGAUUUUGGAAAUAUGCACAUCUCAGGUUUAACAUUGAAAAUUGCCUCGUCACAUUUUUUCAGGGACAACAUAACUUAGAGGCAAGUAGAUGUGAAUGGAGAAUCAAUUAUUAUGGAAUAUCACAAGCUAUUAUUUUUGUGAAUUUUAGUUGACGCGUACGAAUGGUAGGGACUUCAAAAGGUAGAAUUUUAAUGAAAGGAAGGACGAUAGAUCACAUUACUACAUUUAAAAUGAGGUGAGAGAGAUGUUUGAUUUAGAGGUGUCGGUCUGUAAUUUUAAAAAAAAAUCAGAUCCCCUAAUAUGUUUUCGAAAGGAUCUGAAGCUGAUUAGUAGCCGAGUUUAACCACUGUAGAAAAAGACGACUGCAAGUACUUUUUGGAUCUCACUUUCCAACAACCUACUCAUCCCCUUGAUUCUUGACAAAUUAGAUACACGUGAAUUAUUAUAUUAGCGCCAUAUUUGAUAUAUGUCUCUUUUAACUAUCGGCAGUUGCUUCAUGUUGCAGGUUGUUACAUUGGCGUCUGCACAAAUCGCUUUACUGUCAGGUACUGAGAUUCUUGAAGCUUUGCUGAAGUCAUCUGGUCAUUCUAUUCGUAUUUUAGAACUCAUGGACUUUUUCCACGGUAGACUCGCAGCUUAUCAGCUGAGCCGCUUCGUGCUGACCAUGAGUGUGAGUUAAUAACGAAGGGGGCUAGUAAAUAUGUGGUAAGAAAAAAGACGUAGCAUGAUAAAGAAGUUUGCUCAGUGGGUUGUAAUCAUUAUUCUAUUCAUGAUGAAUGGAAAUGCUCUGCCUAGUUAUAAGAUAAGAUAAGAUUAUUUUAUUGAUCUAAAUGAAUGAACGUGUAUUUUUAUUACAUUGUGCGUAUUAAUUUUCAGCAUAUGGAUAAAUAUUCGUAUUAAGAUAAGUUAUUAAACUAGAGUAAUUUAAAAUCAACCAUCACAUCAUAAAACUCAUUCCAUUGGUGAAAAUAUUAACUUGAAGAGUGAUUAUUUGAUUUUAUAAUUGCCGGGGAAAAAAUGGGGGGGGGGGGGGGGAGGAGGAGAGACUGGGCAUAUGGGACCAAUGAAUUUUUAUAUCUUUUGGUUCUUAAUUUGAGCAAAAGAAUUCGCCCUGAUCAAGUUGAUCUUAAGAAACUGGGAGGAAGUGGGUGGGAUGUUCCCUCCAUUUUUUUUUUAUUCUAAGCCGUUAAAGUUCUAAGCGAUUGGCUUAAAAUAACUCUUCAGGUGAAGGAAGUUUUGUGUGUGGGGCAUUAAUUAAUUGCUUUAUUGGUGUCUAUUUAAUCGGCGCUUGAUGAGAAACGGUGAAUUAUAUGUAAUGAAAGUGACUUUAAGAGAUCAGAGAGUGAGAGAAGAAGUAGAUAUAUAAUAUAAAUCACCGAUGGACUAUAUAAUUUGAAGGUAAAAUAGAUCAAUACGAAAGGCCUACGUAAACCGCCAUCUAGCAACUUUUGCUUUCGAAGGACAUUCAUUUAAGAAGCAACUCAAAAUUAUCAUAUUUUAAAGACUUGGGGCUAUAUAGGAUGAAAUUUAAAGCCGUUCAAUUGUUUUUCCAACAAUAUUUUCAGGGAUUUUCUAAUUUGGAAAAGGUCACUCUGAACUACUGCUGCGUGUGUAAUGAACUUCUGCAGCACUGGGCCAAGUCUCUGCAGGGAAAACUCAGACACCUCACCAUCAAGGCUGGUGCUGAUGAGCCUCAUUGUGAGUGUUGUCCGAUUUCCUUAAAUUCAUGUGUACAUCAGCUUUUAAUAUACACCUAGUUAACUAGGAGAGAAAAUUGAUUUAAGAUUAUCAUACGAUCCCGUGUUUUAAUAUUUUUUAUUGUUUUAACUGAAAUAAAAAUUAUUCAAGUCGCACAUUUGACAUUUAAAACAGUAAUAAUCAAACUUUUUAAACAAUUUAUAAAACGAAAUCUUGAUAUAAAAAUUGGCUUAAAUGGGCGACCAGUUUGAUGAGGUGAUUAACGUUGUGAACUAUCGUGCACUACCCGUGACGUCCAUUCACUGCUCCACAGCGCACACUCUAACGAAUGAGACGUGGCAGAGGUUGGUCGCUGCGUGCCCCAAGCUGACAGUUGAAGUGGCUCUUUUUGGCAUCGCUCACGCCAAUGCUGUCAUCCCUAUGCUGUCGCCUUACAUCCCGCUGGUUGGAUUUACAAUGUGGUCUGGAUAUGAUGACGACAUAGAAUGGCAGGUCUGUCUUUAA